AUUAUUAUUUCUUUUUGACAGGCAAAGCGUGCAGUGGUUAUUACAGCUAGAGUUCAUCCUGGAGAGACAAAUUCCAGCUGGAUGAUGAAAGGACUGUUAGAUUUCUUGACAAGCAACAAUCCUGAUGCUAAGCUUCUACGUGAUACAUUUGUGUUCAAGAUAGUUCCAAUGAUCAACCCAGAUGGAGUCAUUGUUGGUAAUUACCGUUGCUCACUAACUGGACGUGACUUGAACAGGAACUAUAAAACAUCUUUAAAGGACUCCUUUCCUCCAAUAUGGCACAUCAAGAACAUGGUAAAAAAAUUGCUUGAAGAGCGUGAAAUUGUUUUGUACUGUGAUUUUCAUGGUCACAGUAGAAAGCAGAAUGUGUUUAUGUAUGGAUGUGAUAACAAGAGGAACAUUGCAAGAAGACUGAGAGAAAGAAUCUUUCCUAUGAUGAUGUCUAAGAAUGCACCGUGUAAGUUUUCAUAUAAAGGAUGUAAAUUCAAAGUCCAGAAAAGCAAGGAAGGAACAGGCAGAAUUGUCAUGUGGAACUUAGGAAUCAUGAAUAGCUUUACAAUGGAGUCAACAUUCUGUGGUUCCAAUCUUGGUAAAAGGAAUGGUUUUCAUUUCAGUCCAGUUGACUUAGAGGCUAUGGGAUAUCAUAUCUGUGAUACACUCUUGGAUUAUUGUGAUCCAGACAAUACCAAGUACAUUCAAUUGUUGAGGGAAUUGGAACAGAAGUUUAAGGAAGACAUACUAGACAGAAUGAAGAAAAAAGGCACUGCUGCAUCUAAUAUGACUACUGCAGAUAUCAAUUUGGAAGCUGAUUAUUUGUCAGAUAUUGAGUCAAGCACAGGUGGUUCAGAUAGCUCAGUAUCAGAUGGWCUUCCUAUGCAUUUAAUAUAUGCCCCUCAUUCAGUACAAUACAACCAGAAUUCCAAGAAAAAGAAACUAAAAUCAAGGAAAGAAAGGAAUAAAAGAAGAGCUAAGGCUAUGAAAAUCAAAAAUGUCCUUCUCACUGAUACCCAGAAGCCUGACAUGGUAAAUAUUAUUAUUGGUUGCCUGACAUGGUAAAUAUUAUUAUUGGUUGCCUGACAUGGUAAAUUAUUGGUUGCUUGAUUGGUUGUUCACCAGCUACAUGAUGAUAGCAUGUUCUGAUAUUACUUUUUUUUAUUUUGAGUAUUAUUUAUUCUAUUGUUUUGUUAAUUUGGCUUGAUAAUGAUGAUGAUAGGUUUAUUGAUUUGGUGUUUUGGGUUGAUAAUGAUGAUGAUAGGUUUAUUGAUUUGGUGUUUUGGGUUGAUAAUGAUGAUGAUAGGUUUAUUGAUUUGGUGUUUUGGGUUGAUAAUGAUGAUGAUAGGUUUAUUGAUUUGGUGUUUUGGGUUGAUAAUGAUGAUGAUAGGUUUAUUGAUUUGGUGUUUUGGGUUGAUAAUGAUGAUGAUAGGUUUAUUGAUUUGGUGUUUUGGGUUGAUAAUGAUGAUGAUAGGUUUAUUGAUUUGGUGUUUUGGGUUGAUAAUGAUGAU
This is a messenger RNA of Exaiptasia diaphana, 1502 nucleotides long. Its product is annotated as cytosolic carboxypeptidase 2-like. NCBI's taxonomy places the organism in Eukaryota, Metazoa, Cnidaria, Anthozoa, Actiniaria, Aiptasiidae. Gene Ontology annotation, biological process: proteolysis. The record is from RefSeq and is a predicted model, not a curated record. The coding region runs from base 82 to 1056 and encodes 324 amino acids. Gene Ontology annotation, molecular function: zinc ion binding; metallocarboxypeptidase activity. The transcript has 9 exons.